GUUUCGGCCACUCGCAGACCUCGUGCAUCCGGCGCCUGGCGCCAUUGGUAGAUCAGAGAUGCCGGGCAGGAUGCAAGACCCGACAGUCCGGUCAAGCAAUCAAACAUCCAGUACAUACCCACUUUCAAGCCACAUUUUCAUGUGUGUUUCCUAAAGUAAGGGCAAUUUAUUUGACAUGACACCUCCUUUCCGGUGAUACCCAAUAUGUUGUUAUAUUGAAUUGCGACGUUGGAUACAUAUUCGAGCUAGACACUUUGGUGUGGGUUAAUUUAUUUGUUUAUUCAUUGAGUGUAUUGGUAUCUGUCUGAGAGAAACUAUUUGGAAAGUUCAUAUCACAUCGUCAUUCACUUUGCUGCCGAAAUGGCCGGUCGUCAUCCGCUUCAGAGGCUCGCAUCCCCGUCGAGACAGCUUUCCUUUUUGCUUCACCUGGCGGGAAUACUGUCUUUUGCGAGCUCGUUCAAGUUUCUGAGUACAUGGGAAACGCCAAUGUCAGCUGCCUUCGGCGGGCACUUCCAGUUUCUCACCAUUAUCGGUCUCUCUCUCUCGCUAUGCACCUUCGGCGUCGGAUUUCUAGCCGACGUUACGCUGUCCUCCCGGCUAUUUGCGCUGAAGAAUAUCCUCUCCGUGUGCUCGGCGCCGCUCGAGGUAUUGAUCAGCAUCCUGUAUUGGGGUCUUUGCGCCAUCGACAAAAGUCUGGUCUUCCCGCCCGAGUUCCAGUUGGACCUGCUCCCAGAUCUAGGAUUCCAUGCCGCGCCGGCAGUUUUCCUAGCGGUGGAUCUGCUGCUCCUCAGUCCGCCGUGGACGAUUCAUGGCUUCUCAGCGUUGGCUCUGAGCGAAACCUUGGCGCUGCUAUACUGGUUUUGGGUAGAGUACUGCUUCUCCCGCAACGGCUGGUACCCCUAUCCCAUUUUCGAUAAGCUUAACAUGUGGCAGCGGAUGGUAUUGUUUACGUUCUCUGCCCUGUUGAUGACCGGGAGCACUACGGUGUUAAAAUGGACGUAUGGAAAGAUCAACGGUAUCGAGGAAUUUAAAAAGGAGGCUGUAGCGGAUCCUGCAGGCAUCCGGAAGAGGAAGUGAAUAAGAUUUCUGGAUAUUAGGGCAUCACAAUGAAAAAUAUCUCAUAAAUUCAGUAGAUCAAAGCUUUUAUGUAUUUGCUUAUGUAGAAAUCUUAGCUUAUACAAGCAGCAUUAGAUAACCAUAUCGGACGAACCGAGUUUUCAAAGAGAUUCGAGAUAAUGGACAUGGGAUACUAGAGUAUUUGGGUUUGAUAGAGGUUCUUUGAUUGUAGAUAGUAUAAAUGUAGUCGAGAAAGGGGCCACUUAGACAUCUCUCCUGAUUUGAACUUAAUACUUUACCUAUGAGUUUCUCUGUACGGAGGCAACUAUUUUAGGCAUUGUA
Molecule: messenger RNA, 1398 nt
Organism: Daldinia loculata
Lineage: Eukaryota; Fungi; Ascomycota; Sordariomycetes; Xylariales; Hypoxylaceae
Product: FAR-17a/AIG1-like protein
Exons: 2
Coding region: 361-1077 (238 amino acids)
Cellular component (GO): endomembrane system; membrane
Source: RefSeq, a predicted model, not a curated record